AUGAAUAUCGGGGGAGUUCAAAUAUACUUGAUUAAGAUCUUUAGACGUGGCUUUGCUGUUGUUUCUAACAAGCCUUACAAGGUUUCUAUCUUUGAUUCAUGGAACACAUGUAAACAUGCUGACGGAAAUCAGCCAGAUUUUCGUAAUGUUCCAACAGUGUCCACUAUACUAAGUAAAACAACACCUUUGGAAAGUACAAUUGCACUCCGAAAAUGGCAAGAUAAAAAGAAAAAUGAACUUGGCGAAGAUGGAUUUCAGGAGUACAUGAGAGAACUUCAGCUUUUAGGAAAAAGUGUUCAUUCCAGUGUAGAAGCACGACUUACGAAGGGCAAGUUUCCUUCUAAUCUACCUGAAAAUGUUUCCAAAUAUUGUGAAAGUCUAAAAUAUAUCUUGAAUGAUUUAAAGUAUUCUGCAGUGGAAACUAACUGCUUUCAUCCUCAGCUUUUGUAUCGCGGGAGGUUUGAUAGUAUAGUGUUUUUAAAAGAUAUAAAUGAACCUAUUUUGACUGAAUGGAAAACAGUACACGAAUCCAAAAGAAUAUUGACUAUUGAACAGGCUUAUGAUAGUCCAUUACAAGUGGCCGCGUAUAUUGGAGCUUAUAAUUUUACUCGUUAUCCUGAAUCUUUGCCUGUCAAAAAAGGAAUGCUGGUGUAUUCUUAUGGUGAUGGUUAUCCAGCUGCUCGGUUUGUUUUGAACGAAACUAACUUGUUACAUUACUGGGAGUUGUGGUGUGAACGUGUUAAAACUUAUUAUGAUCAGGUUUCUGUUUAUUUUUCGGAAACUAAUAUCUUUUCGACAAGCUUUCUGUAA
Molecule: messenger RNA, 810 nt
Organism: Schistosoma rodhaini
Lineage: Eukaryota; Metazoa; Platyhelminthes; Trematoda; Strigeidida; Schistosomatidae
Source: the annotation of a GenBank genome assembly